CGCGGAGCGGAGAAGCGCCUGGCAGACCGGAGCGCAGCGCGAGGCAGCCAAGCCGCUGUCUGUCAUUAGCUGAGAGUGUGACAGAGGAGUGACAGAAGAGGGGGAGAGAGAGAGAGAGAGAGUCGGGGGGAGAGGGAGAGAGAGAGAGAGGAGAAGGAGGGAGGAGUGAACGGUGCAGGUUCAAACAGACACACCGGCCUGAGAGGAGAGAAGAAGAACAAGGAGAGCGCCGGACCCCGAGAGAGAGAGAGAGAGAGAGAGAGAGAGAGAGAGAGAGAGGGAGAGCGAGAGAGAGAGAGAGAGGGAGAGAGUGGGAGACUGACAGGCGUUACCGAAACUAGACGAACCAAAGCGUCGACAUGAGCGGCCAGUUUGAGGAAGAUAUCCAUGACCGGGGAGAGAGGAAGAGCAGCAAGUCCCCAACGCUGCUCUCCUCUUACUGCAUAGAGAGCAUUCUGGGCCGCCGGAGUCCCUGUAAGGUCAGACUGAUUGGGGCGCAAAGUUUGACGGGUCUGCCCGGCAGAGGAGAGCUCGACAAAACGGCUGACGGGCCAACGAAAGACCCCCUUUCCCUCAGCGCUGACAUGCACCUGCCACCCAAACUCCGCCGACUGUACGGACCCGGGGGCAAGUACCUCCAAGACCACGCAGAGAAGCUGGACAGAGAACGGCUUCUCCUGGAACAAGCCAGCGACAGCCUCAAAAUCAGCCAAGCGCCGCAGGUGAGCAUCAGCCGCAGCAAGUCCUACCGGGAGAACGCGUCGCUGAGCCGGGGGGAGGGCGACCAGAGCCCCGGGGAGGGCUCGGAAGACGGCAGCCUGGGGCUGGUGGAGCUCGGCCCGUUGAAGUUCGAGGAGGACGGGGGGAAAGAGGAGGAGAGCUGCGCGGACACAGCCGCGCUGUCCCCGAAGGACGAGGAGAGGGAGAGCUUGAACGCCGGGGAUGGGGACGUGAGGGACGGGGAGGACAGCGUGUGUCUGUCAGCGGGCAGUGACUCGGAGGAAGGGAUGCUGAAACGGAAGCAAAGAAGAUACAGGACUACCUUCACCAGUUACCAGCUGGAGGAGCUGGAGAGGGCUUUCCAGAAGACACACUACCCCGACGUCUUCACCAGAGAAGAGCUCGCAAUGCGCCUGGAUCUUACCGAGGCCCGCGUUCAAGUGUGGUUCCAGAACCGCAGGGCCAAGUGGAGGAAGCGUGAGAAGGCCGGGGUGCAGGCCCACCCAUCAGGCCUGCCGUUCCCAGGCCCCCUGGCGGCGGGCCACCCCCUCAGUCACUACCUGGAGGGAGGCCCCUUCCCUCCCCACCCACACCCGGCCCUGGAGUCCGCCUGGACAGCCGCGGCGGCCGCAGCCGCAGCCUUCCCAGGCCUGGCACCGCCGCCCCACAACGGCUCGGCCCCACCCCUGGCCACCCCGCUCGGCCUGGGCACCUUCUUGGGCACGGCUGCCAUGUUUCGCCACCCCGCCUUCAUUGGACCCACUUUUGGCAGGCUGUUCUCCAGUAUGGGUCCCUUAACCAGUGCUUCCACCGCUGCAGCUCUCCUCCGCCAGCCUGCCCCUCCCGUAGAGAACCCCUCCCACGCGGGGCCCGUCCUCCCCGACCCUUCUGCCUCUUCCUCCUCCUCCUCUUCCUCAGCCGCUGCGGACCGCAGGGCCUCCAGUAUCGCCGCACUGCGCCUCAAGGCCAAGGAACACUCGGCUCAGCUCACCCAGCUUAACAUCCUGCCCACCGGAGCCACAGGGAAGGAGGUGUGCUGAACACUAAACACCAGCUCUAGGCCUCCCUAUCCCGGGCGUAUACGUCCCAUUCCAUGACACCCCACCACCACCACCACCACCCCACUCCACCCACCUGUUCCCCACUUCCACAAAACCCAUUCAUACCUCUGGAGGCUGAUGUCCUGAUGUUCCCUGUGUUCAACCAUCCCCGUUACCUCAUGUUUCCCCAACAAAAUAGCACGACCAAAUUCAAAAGAGCACUGGCUAAAAAAAAGUGUGUGUUUGUGUGUGUCUAGUAAUUACAGCUACUGUGACAUUAUUUCACAACUGCAACGAUUAGAAUAUUUUAAGCUUAAAAAUGUAAUUCUUUUCAAUAUUUCACUUUAACAAUAAAUUAAACUUGAAAUUAGGUCCCUGAUCAUUCACUUCAGCUAUCAUAUAUAGUUGUUUUUUUUUUAAGUACAUUGACUCAUGUACUGUAUUUUUUUCCAUCUGAUGCCAUUUUAUACUAGUACAGUUCAGAGGAAAAUUAAUGUACUUUUACCUUUUACCACUACAUUACUUUACCAAUUUUUAAACUGAGAUUUAAAAACAUCGGAUGAGCUUACAAAAUAAAACGUGUGUGUAAAAAUGUAAAACAUUAGAGCCAACCCACUACAACAGUAACAUGCUACUGACACAUUAGCAAUUAGCACACAAGCUUAGUAAUAUUAAGUCAGCGCUGGGGCAAUUUUUCUGCAUUCAGUAAUUAAAUUUUUCUACUUUAGGUUUAUUUAAAAUGAUAUAAGCUGAUGCAUGUUGCCCAUAUUACUUCUAUACUUUCACUUAAGCAACAAUCUAAAAUUAUGACUUUUACUUGUAACAGAGUAUUUAACAGAGUGCUUUGGCUACUUUUACCCUAGGAAAAAGGAUCUGUCGUCACACACAAACACACACGCAUACAGAGCUGAAGAACCGCAGGGGAACCCAGACUUUUAGAAAGGAUUCUUGUGCUACUUCAAAAUGUGGACAACUCGAGUGCUCGACAUUAACACUGCUUAAUCUGUAUGCAUUGAUGUGGGCUGAGCCAGUCUGCGUCUAUAAUAAAGGCGGGUUGGAGGAGAGUCCCCCCCCCCCUCCAAGAACCAAAGGAAUCCUGUCCAUAGACCUUCCAUAGCCUUCUCUACAAACCUGACUCCUCUCCACUGCUCGCCUGUCCUACAGUCACUCUCAGCAACACCACUCUAUCUAUCUAUCUAUAUAUAUAUAUAUAUUUAAUCUCCGAAUCAAACCGGAGUUAUUUAUGGUCACCCCCAGCCCCCUCCACCCCCUCUCUAGCUCCCUCCCACCCACACACACACACACACACACACACACACACACACACACACACACACACAGCAGUGGCAUUUCCGCUGAGUCUGACUCCAGGACACGCGAGCAAAAGUCGAGACCUGAGGUGUGUCUCUAAUGACGUGACUGUGUGAAAGAAAACUGUACAUAUUGUGUAAAAAAAAGGGGGGGAGAAGAGGUACGACAAAAAAGGAUGAUUUUCAAAACAAGGUCGUGUAUAUUUCAGGAGACCGUGUUUUGACCAUUUGCACUCGGUGUAGUGUUUAAUGAAUGUCGCCCUGUGUAGAAUUUCACCUGUGUUUAUGAAUUAUUAGGUUUUUAGAUAAUUAUUUAUGUCAAAACUUUUCCCCGAGGAACUGAGUGAAGGACAGUUUUUUUUUCUUAUUAAGUGAUUGUAAGUUUCCUGGUUUAAUAAUGCUAAUUUGAAUAAAUUACAUUGGUAAAAUGAGUUAUCUUUUAUUAUUUCAAAUUCCUUUAGGACUGACAUAGGCCUAAACCAGGAGAAAUAAACAAUGUGAAAUAGAAUAUUAUAGAACUAUUAAUAAAAGGUGUUAUGAAGAAA
Molecule: messenger RNA, 3615 nt
Organism: Lates calcarifer (barramundi perch)
Lineage: Eukaryota; Metazoa; Chordata; Actinopteri; Centropomidae
Gene: arxa
Product: aristaless related homeobox a
Exons: 5
Coding region: 360-1760 (466 amino acids)
Biological process (GO): regulation of transcription by RNA polymerase II
Molecular function (GO): RNA polymerase II transcription regulatory region sequence-specific DNA binding; DNA-binding transcription factor activity, RNA polymerase II-specific
Source: RefSeq, a predicted model, not a curated record